AUGACCAUCCGAUCGCGCUUUUGCGAACCGAUUCCCGCCUCUUCUCUUCCAACAUGGGUAUUCGGCUCAGCGUCCGGCCCGAUAUCGAACCCCCAUAAGCCGGUCUUCAUCGAUGCCGACCGACCAAAAUCCCAUUCGCUGUCCACCGCAGAGUUCAGGCUGCUUUCCAAAAAAAUCGCGUUGGGACUUAUCAGCGAUGGCCUUGUCUCAGAAGACAGGGUACUGGUAUUUUCAGGGAACAACAUCAUCUACCCGAGCCUGUUUCUCGGCGUGCUGAUGGCCGGCGGCAUCUACACCGGAGCCAGCCCACAUUUCACAGCUCGCGAGCUCUUGCAUCAGCUCCAGGAUUCCGCCGCCAAGUAUAUCUUCGUCGCCCCAGAGAGGCUUCCUAUUGCGAUAGAAGCUGCUUCGACCAUUCCGGGGUUCCCCUUGAGUCAAAUCUUCAUCUUCGGCGCUGACGACUACAGCGCCGUUCCGCAGUUCGCAUCUUUGGGAGAUGCGCACGGCAAUGGUCCCAGACAUUGGACUGAACUUACGUUCGGCAACGAAAUAGAGGCCAGAACUUGGGAUUGGGUUGAGCCGAAAGACCCUUCAUCGACGACAUGCUGUCUGAACUACAGCAGUGGAACUACUGGAGUACCAAAGGGCGUCGAGGUGACGCACAAAUCUUACAUCGCGAACUGCGUCCAAGUCAUACACCUCAUGGACAGAGCUCCCAGCGCUAAGGAGUUCCGGAAGCGCGAGAGAGUGUUAUGCUUCCUCCCGCUUUACCACGCCUUUGCGCAGACGUACUUCGGCGCCAUAUUCCCGCGCCUUCGAGUUCCGGUCUACAUCAUGCCAGCGUACCAGUUCGAUAAGAUGCUUCAGCACAUCGAAGCUUUCCGCAUCACAACUCUAGUCGCUGUCCCGCCAGUUCUCGUCAGCAUGGCCAAGAAUCCAGCCACCAAGAAGCACGACCUUACUUGUCUGGAGAAAAUCAGUUGCGGCGCGGCUCCUUUAUCGGGUGAUGUCAUCGAAGAAGUCGAGAAGCUAUGCUCGCCUAGGGCUUCAGUGACGCAAGGCUGGGGGAUGACAGAGAUGACGUGUUACAUCACAGACUGGGAUGCCAACAUCAAAGCAAACAGCGCGGCCGUCGGGGAGCUCAUGCCCAACUGCUCUGCGCGGUUGAUGCAACUCGACGGCAAAACACCGAUCACGAAGCCGUAUGAACGCGGCGAACUCUGGGUCACGGGACCGACGGUCAUGAAGGGUUACUGGAGAAACCAAAAGGCGACGCAUGAGACGGUACACGUGGAUGCUGAUGGGACUAGGUGGAUGAAGACGGGCGAUGUUGGCUUUGUCGACCGAUACGAGCCAGGGGCGAUCUUCCACAUUGUUGAUCGAAUUAAGGAGUUGAUCAAGGUUAAGGGUAUCCAGGUCGCGCCAGCCGAGCUGGAGGCUAUCCUGUUGGAGAAUGUGAAUGUUGCGGAUGCUGCGGUUGUCGGAGUUACGAUCAACGGACAGGAGCUGCCUCGCGCUUACAUCGUGAAAUCUGCCGGCUCCGUUGUUACCGAGAAAGAGAUUGCCGAAUGGAUGGAAGGUAAAUUUGCGAGGCAUAAGCAUCUUACAGGCGGUGUUUCUUUCGUCGAGGCAAUACCUAAAAAUCCCUCUGGAAAGAUCCUGCGCAGGGCCCUGAGGGAAAAUGCUCAAAGAGAAGUCGGCGAUAGGAAACCUUUCCAGUCGAAGAUUGCUUGA
This is a messenger RNA of Colletotrichum karsti, 1734 nucleotides long. Its product is annotated as AMP-binding enzyme. Lineage: Eukaryota; Fungi; Ascomycota; Sordariomycetes; Glomerellales; Glomerellaceae. The coding region runs from base 1 to 1734 and encodes 577 amino acids. Gene Ontology annotation, molecular function: CoA-ligase activity. The record is from RefSeq and is a predicted model, not a curated record. The transcript has 2 exons. Gene Ontology annotation, biological process: secondary metabolic process.